UAAGGCAACCGUGAGUAACAGAGAGAAGUACAGCCUGGCACCCUUAAAGUGCUCUACCUGCAGUCAACUCCAUUAUAAAGGUUAGUUCUUGAAAACAUCAGUUUCUACACAUAAGGUACAGCAACAUCCCGAGGAGUUUUUGAAAUGGAGAAAGCCAACAGUGAACAGACAGUUACAAGCUACAACCCUGCUUACACACUGACACAGGCACUCCCUGGAUACACUCCUCAAGGGAACCCCCAGCAGGGCCACCCUCCCCCUGCCAAUUCAGGAUCCAGAGUAGCUUCUGGGAACCCUGCUUCUCUCUCCCCAGCACCACCAGGGACAGGAUUCACAGCAGGGCCCUCAAUCCCACAGGAUGACCCUCCGCCAGAGUAUUCCGAUAGCUUUGCUGAUGCACCAAACAAUGAUUUUUCUGAGAAGGCCAUUAGAAGAGCUUUUAUUAGGAAAGUCUACCUAAUCUUGAUGGCCCAGUUAAUAAUUACUGUUGGUUUCAUCUGCAUGUUUUUGUACUGGAACACACUCAAUGAUUGGGUAAUGAUGAAUCCAUGGUUUACCUUUACCUUGAUUCCUGUGCUGUUUGUUCUGAUCAUUGUCAUGUCUUGUUUUGAAAAAGCCCGCCGGAAAGUCCCAUUAAAUUUCAUUUUCCUCACAUUGUUUACUAUUGUUGAAGGUCUGAUGCUUGGGUCCAUCACAGUUUUUUUCACAGCUGAUGCUGUGAUGUGGGCUGUUGGAGCGACAGCAUUUGUAUCUUUUGGACUGUCAGCAUUUGCAAUGCAAACCAAAGUGGACUUCACCAUAGCAGCUGGAACAAUAUGGGCUAUUUGCUUGUCACUGUUAGCACUUGGAAUACUAUGUGCAAUCAUUCGGAGCUGUUGGCUGCAGAUAGUUUAUGCUUCCAUUGGAACGCUGAUCUUUGCAGUUUAUCUGGUUAUUGACACUCAGUUGAUGUUGGGAGGAAAUCACAAAUACAGCAUAAACCCAGAGGAGUAUGUAUUUGCUGCACUGAACUUGUACCUGGAUGUAAUUACACUGUUCUUGUUCAUUCUACAGAUAAUAGGAAUAGGCAAAUAAUGCCUUACAAAAACUCUCAUUGUCCUGUAAAUUGGAUUAUAAACCACAAAUUAAAUAUUGCUACUUGUGUGUGUUGACUUCAAAACAGAUCAUUCGAAUUAUAUUAAAAUGAAAAACUAACUAACUUUUUGUCAGUGAUUUUAGAGCCCAUGAUGGUUUUGUAUUGUAGCAAGAGAAAUUUUAAAAACUUGUGAACAGAUCUUAUUCCAAACACUUGUAUAGUACUUUUAUUAAUAUAAACUAUAUA
This is a messenger RNA of Polyodon spathula (Mississippi paddlefish), 1321 nucleotides long. RefSeq names its product protein lifeguard 1-like. Bases 145 to 1074 code for a protein of 309 amino acids. NCBI's taxonomy places the organism in Eukaryota, Metazoa, Chordata, Actinopteri, Acipenseriformes, Polyodontidae. The transcript is spliced from 10 exons. The record is from RefSeq and is a predicted model, not a curated record. Gene Ontology annotation, cellular component: membrane.